CGCGUGAAUGUCGCUCUCAGUGGACAUGUCGCACCUGCAAGAAAAAACACCAUUCCUCUAUACAUUCGGACUCCUCGACCAGCGCAGCGCAAAAAACUUCUGAAACUCACGUAAACUUUGCGCAUGCUAAUUCAUAUCGGCGACCGUUUCUCGACGGGCCGUCAAAAACGGACCCAGCGCCACCUCCGCGCGUGCUUCUCAAAACAGCUCGAAUUACUACUAUUGGUAAUGGUAAUUCUCAGGUCGCCACAGUCCUAUUUGACGAAGGGGCUGACAGGAGUUUUAUAACCACUAAGUCUGCUGCCUCGAUUAAAGCGGACACUAACUAUUUGGAGAUCCUAAAUCUCAAGGCAUUUUCGAAUAGCAAAACUGGGUAUAAAACCAUACCACGAACUACAGUCGCUCUCCUACAACGAGACGGCUACAAAAGUCCCAUUGACUUGCUCAUCUUUGAUGAGAUUUCUGAUAAUCUUGACAAUAACGUUACUGGUGACCUACGUAACAUACCACACUUACGAAACCUACCUCUAGCGCAUCCAAUCACAAGUGACACCACACUGACUAUAGAUGUACUUAUUGGUGCGGAUCGGUAUUGGGACUACGUAGGAAACCACAUUAUAAGGGGAACCAGUCCUGUAGCAGUUUCCUCUGCCUUUGGUUAUUUACUUUCGGGACCAGUCUAUUCAACUAAGAGAAGAGGCCAUAAUACGAAUACAUUUCAUAUUUCCUCGAUCAAAACACCAGACCCCGAGCUCGAUAAACUCGUCGCCAACUACUGGGACCUCGAAACGGUAGGCAUCCAUGACACCAUCACAGUAAGUGAAACCAAAGCCACCCAUGAUGAACAACAUCGCCAAGUUGUUGAUAAUUGCUUGUCCAGCAAGAAAAGAAGGUAUAUCGCUAAGUUGUCAUGGCGACCAGAUCAUGAUAUUUUGCCGACAAACUUACAGUCAGCCACCUCACGCACCAGAAAUAUAAUCAACAAAUUGCCAAGCGAACUUGUGAAAUUUUACGACACCAUCAUACAAGAUCAACUUAAGCAGGGCUUCAUUGAGGAGGUCACCAAUGACGAUCGAGAAAUCGGACACUACCUACCCCAUCGAUCGGUCUCGAAGGACAGCAAGUCCACUCCGAUCAGAAUCGUAUAUAAUUGUUCAGCAACUUCAAAACGGGAUCAACCCAGUUUAAAUCAAUGUUUAGUCACCGGACCGCCACUGCACAACUCGCUGACAUCGAUACUAGUCAGUGUGGUGUCACUUGUGAUUGGAUGCGCUAGAGGUAGGUUUCGUAAGUGUGGUAUGUUACGUAGGUCAUCAGUAACGUUAUUGUCAAGAUUAUCAGAAAUCUCAUCAACGAUGAGCAAGUCAAUGGGACUUUUGUAG
Molecule: messenger RNA, 1382 nt
Organism: Saccoglossus kowalevskii
Lineage: Eukaryota; Metazoa; Hemichordata; Enteropneusta; Harrimaniidae
Source: RefSeq, a predicted model, not a curated record